This is a messenger RNA of Dacryopinax primogenitus, 1280 nucleotides long. RefSeq lists its product as uncharacterized. Lineage: Eukaryota; Fungi; Basidiomycota; Dacrymycetes; Dacrymycetales; Dacrymycetaceae. The coding region runs from base 218 to 1177 and encodes 319 amino acids. The record is from RefSeq and is a predicted model, not a curated record. The transcript is spliced from 2 exons.
AUUUUACUCGUACAUAUCACUUGGAACGGGGAGUACAUUGCACAUACCGAACUGGGGAUCUCAGCUAGUUGACCAUCGACGACGACGACGCAAUACCCAAGACACGCACGCGAAUAGACGGCGCUCGAGUCUUUGAGGCCAUAGCGCGACCGUUUAGUCGUUCUUCUUCCUUCAUUCUACCAACCGCGAUCCUCCUCCUCCUACACGCACUUGGACGAUGCCGCUUGACUCUUCUCCCAUCGCUGCCCCCCACCCCACGGGGCCACAUCACCCUCCAGCGCGUCCCAACCUCAAGCGACAACACUCGACCAUCCCCACUCCUCCACAGACACAGAAGAAACGCGUUUCUCGCGCUAGACCGAUAGGUACGAUGGGUAAGGUGGGGAAGCUGGUCUUCCCUGGACAACAACCUGCUCGGAAGAGGGCACGACUUGAGCAUUCGGAGAAGGACAAGACUUCGAUUGCUGCGAUGACGAGGACUAUGGAUGUUGACGAGACUGCACAUGAGGAUUUGCAGCCUACCCAGCUUCCAUUCCUCAACCCCCUGGUCGAGCGAGGUAUGCGAACGCCGUCUCCUCCAAGCACACCUGUUCGUAAGUCCAACCGUGUCCCACCUGGAGAAGAAGACAACCCCUUCCUCGCCACUGCCGAAGAAGAGGAACGGAUGCUUCAGCGUCGACGUCAGCGGGAGCUAUCUGGCGAGGUUACUGGAGGUUUUGGUUUUGCCAAUGGGGAAAAGACGAUCAUCCGAGUAUUCCGAGGCGUGCGGCAAGAAUACCCAAACCCGUUCUACAACCGACCCCUGAACACCGAAGCAUCUCAACUCCCCCUUUCUCACCCAGACUACUCCCCUCCCCUCGCUGCACCCCCUCGCCUCCUAUUCCCCCCCGGCUCGUCAAAGGCCACCGUCUUAGCGGAUAUAGAACGGGCUCAUGCAAGCCAAGGCAAGCUCAGACCGUGGGUGAAGAAUGUGGAGCUCCCUACGCCCGAGAGCCAGCCGAGCGAGCGACGCGGGUUGGGACUGGGACUCGAGUUGGUUGAUGAGAUGGACGUGGAUGGGGACGGGGAUAAUGAGGAGGUGGGGGUCCAGGUGGGGAGAGUGGUGCGGAUGAUGCCACUCGUUGGCAGACAAGGGAGGGAAAAUCAUGCUCUUCGCUCUGUGCGGCCCAUCCGCUGAUCUCCCCCAACGAACCAACCCAUUAAUGGGUUCCCUUCCCUCUCACGAAGUCUACAUCUCCGCAUAUACCUGCGUUCUCCUUCCCCCGUCUUACCCACGCAAA